AUGACUCAAGAACUAACAGCAGCCCCCGUGCUGUCCACACCGGACACGCACGUCUUAACUGAAGACUUGCCUGAACUCUCACGACACCCAGCCGAAAACUUGUCAGACGACCAAAUUUGCACAAGAUAUGAAAUCUCACGUACCAUUGAGGAGAUCAAACAGCACCAAUGGAGGCGUAUUGCGUUGCAGUUCCCCGACCAUAUGUUACCACAUUCUGCCCGAGUCUACCAAUUACUCGCUCGAGGUCUGGAAGAGGGUCGAUCAACCCACAACCCUCCUGUGCAGACUAUUGAUGAUCCCCCAAUAUCCACUAUCUCUCAAAUGACGGUUGAGGACACGAGGCCGGUAAGGCUCACGAUUCUGGGCGACACUUCUUACGGCUCGUGCUGUGUGGACGAGAUUGCCGCCGAGCAUGUUGAUGCUGAUGCUGUCGUGCAUUACGGUCGAGCGUGUCUUUCACCUACGGCGAGACUACCAGUAUUACACAUAUUCACAAAAAUGGACCUGGAUCUCGAUAUUGUAACCAAUUCGUUCCGCAGCCACUUCCCUGAAUCGCAUACAAAAGUCAUACUGACUGCGGAUGUGUCUUACGCGCAUCACAUUCAGCCACUUGCUGAACUCUUGACGAGUGCAGGAUACACGGACAUAUUCGCAGCAUCGAUUAUCCACGACCCUUCUUCGGCUAUUCCAAAUCGGACUGUACCCGCUACGAUUACUGAUGACCCUUCAUGCCUGUCCGAGUGGCACCUGUUCCACAUCUCCGACCCACCAACUUCUCUGCUGUUGACACUUAUCUCUCGCAUGUCUAGUAUCAAGAUUUUCCCAACAGGGGCCAGCGAAUCUUCUGCAACUCCUUCGACAACUAUUGAUAAACCCACACAAAUGCUGCUCCGUCGCCGGUAUGCCCUGGUCACAUCGUUAACAACUGUUUCCACGUGGGGCAUCCUCAUCAAUACUCUUUCCGUGAAGAACUACCUUUCGAUUCUUUCACAUAUUCAACGUCUUAUUGCUGAAGCAGGCAAGAAAUCAUAUCUUUUUGUUGUCGGCAAACUCAAUGCCGCAAAGAUCGCCAAUUUCUCCGAAAUAGGAGGCUGGGUGGUUAUCGGCUGCUGGGAGAGUAGCUUGAUAGAUUCAAAGGAGUUCUACAGACCAAUCAUCACACCUUUCGAAUUGGAGCUGGCGCUGAAGAGUGACGAUGAGAGGGUCUGGACUGGACAGUGGAGGGGCGAUUUCGAAGGUGUUCUCAACGCGGCCAGCAAGAAUGGCCAUGUCGAGGAUGGAAACAAAGAUCGAAGUAUUUUGGGGGAGAACGAGGGAACCCCUAAGGAUGACUGUGAAGACGACCUAUCACACAAUUCUUCCGAAUCCGAAUCGGAACCACCUGAAUUCGACCUCAGAACGGGACGAUACGUGUCGAGAACGAGACCGAUGGGCAGUACGCGCACUAGUAGUGGGCAGCUAGGCUCGUCUACAUCAUCUUCCACAGCACUUGCGAAGCGGAACAAAGGUGACAUGAUCUCGGUCAAUGGAAUUUCUUCCCCGGCAGCAGAAUAUCUAUCACAGAAGAGGACAUGGAGAGGUCUUGGAACUGAUUUUGAGGUUAAGUAUGAGGAAGACGAGGUUGGAAGCGCUAUUGAAGAAGGACGAACAGGCGUUGCACGCGGAUAUACUGUGGGAGAGUCUUCAAAGGCAUGA
Molecule: messenger RNA, 1695 nt
Organism: Exophiala bonariae
Lineage: Eukaryota; Fungi; Ascomycota; Eurotiomycetes; Chaetothyriales; Herpotrichiellaceae
Exons: 1
Coding region: 1-1695 (564 amino acids)
Biological process (GO): protein histidyl modification to diphthamide
Molecular function (GO): 2-(3-amino-3-carboxypropyl)histidine synthase activity
Source: RefSeq, a predicted model, not a curated record